CUCUCUCCCGGCGCCCGCCCCAGCUGCCGCCCGCCCGCUAGUCUGUGCAGUGGCUAUGCCCCGGAGGCUCGACCCCAGCCCUGGUCCCCGGCCCGCCGCCUAAUUAGCCUACGCGCGCCCAGAGCGCGCCGCCGCCAACGCCGCGCCAGGCGCAGAGAUGGGCAACACGGUGCACAGGACCCUGCCAGACCCGAGUCCUCCCGCGCGCCUCCUGGCCACCCGGCCAUGCUGUGGUCCUGGCCCAGAGCGGCGCCAAGUCCUCGGCGAGGCGCUGCGCUUCCACACACAGGCCAAGGGCAAGAACGUGCGGCUGGAUGGACACUCCCGCCGGGCCACGCGGCGCAACAGCUUCUGCAAUGGCGUCACGUUCACACAGCGGCCCAUCCGGCUGUACGAGCAGGUGCGGCUGCGCCUGGUGGCCGUGCGCCCUGGCUGGAGUGGUGCGCUACGCUUUGGCUUCACCACUCACGACCCGUCGCUCAUGAGUGCUCAGGACAUCCCCAAGUAUGCCUGCCCGGAUCUGGUCACGCGGCCUGGCUACUGGGCCAAGGCGCUGCCAGAGAACCUGGCACUGCGCGACACCGUGUUGGCCUACUGGGCAGAUCGCCAUGGCCGCGUCUUCUACACCGUCAAUGACGGCGAACCAGUGCUCUUCCACUGUGGUGUGGCCGUGGGCGGCCCACUCUGGGCGCUCAUCGAUGUCUAUGGCAUCACCGACGAGGUGCAGCUCCUUGAGAGCGCCUUCGCCGACACGCUGACGUCCACGCGCCUCAGCCAGGCCCGUUUCAGCGCCUGCCCGCCGCCCAGCAGCCACGACGCCGCCAACUUCGACAACAACGAGCUGGAGAACAACCAGGUGGUGGCCAAGCUGGGCCACCUGGCGCUGGGCCGCGCUCCGGGCCCGCUGCCCGCUGACGUCGCGGCUGCCGCCAUCCCGUGCGGGCCCCGCGACCGCCCGCGGCCCGCGUCGUCGCCGGCGCUGCUGGAGGCCGACCUGCGCUUCCACGCGACGCGCGGGCCCGACGUGAGCCUCUCGGCUGACCGCAAGGUGGCCUGCGCGCCGCGGCCCGACGGCGGCCGCACGCUCGUCUUCUCCGAGCGCCCGCUGCGGCCCGGCGAGAGCCUCUUCGUGGAGGUGGGUCGUCCAGGGCUGGCGGCGCCCGGGGCGCUGGCCUUCGGCAUCACGUCCUGCGACCCCAGCGGGCUGCGGCCCAACGAGCUGCCCGCUGACCCCGACGCGCUGCUCGACCGCAAGGAGUACUGGGUGGUGGCGCGCGCAGGGCCCGUGCCGGCCGGCGGCGACGCGCUCAGCUUCACGCUGCGGCCCGGCGGCGACGUGCUCCUGGGCGUCAACGGGCGCCCGCGCGGCCGCCUGCUGUGCGUCGACACCACGCAGGCGCUCUGGGCCUUCUUUGCAGUGCGCGGCGGCGCCGCGGGCCAGCUGCGCCUCCUCGGUACCCUGCAGUCCAGUCCCACGACCACGACUCCAUCAGGGUCCCUCAGUGGCUCCCAAGAUGACAGUGAUUCAGACAUGACCUUCAGUGUCAAUCAGUCCUCCUCCGCAUCUGAGUCAUCCCUGGUGACAGCCCCCAGCUCCCCACUGAGCCCCCCAGUGUCUCCUGUGUUCUCCCCACCGGAGCCAGCAGGCAGCAAGAAUGGCGAGUGCACAGUGUGCUUCGAUGGCGAGGUGGACACAGUCAUCUACACGUGUGGACACAUGUGCUUGUGCCACAGCUGUGGCCUGCGGCUCAAGCGGCAAGCUCGGGCCUGCUGCCCCAUCUGUCGGCGGCCCAUCAAGGACGUCAUUAAGAUCUACAGGCCAUAGCCGGGCCUGCCCACAGGCCUUGGCCAGAGCAGGGUCACCUUUCUGAAACUUCCCUGGGCCAGGCAACCACCAUGGCCUCCAGGGAGUUCAGGGGCAGCAGCCAUCUCUCCAGUGGUGGGUAACACGUGGCAGUCAUGGAGAAUGGGCCCCGGGGGAUUGAGCCCAGCAAGGGGUGCUUCUGGCUCAAAAGUGCUUUGCCCCCAAAAGGUCAUCCUAAGAGCAAGCUCAGGAACUGCCUGGCAGAUCACCCGUCCCCUUGGUGACCUUUUAGCUGGGAAACAGCGUCUUCUGUCUGUGCAAUGCUUCUUUCUGGGUUUCGGUUGAGGGUGUGUGAGAGAAGGGGAGGGCAGGGAGGGAGCCAGAGACCAGAGAAAGAAUGUGAGAGGAACGAGAGAGGGAGAGCACGCAGGGAUUUUACCAGGUAUCCGGCUCUGGGAAGUUACUGAACACUGCGGAAUGUGCAAUCCGGAGCCCAGGUGUUAGCGUGACUAGAAAUUGUUCCCUUUCCGGGAUUGUGACAGAAGCUCGUUUUGAAUGUACAAAGCCUGAACCUAAACAGAACUCCCUUGGGUGGUAUAGAAAAGACACACUCAGAUUUUCUAAGGGGAGGUAAAAAUAACUCAUUGUUUACAGCUCCAAAGCAGCAACUCCUUGAGGGGAAGGUAGGCGGAGAACAUAAGAGAACAAUUCUCUUUCUUUCAUUUCUUACGCAGUCUUGGGGGUGCUGCAGCUGAGCACUGCAGGCUGUGUCAUCUUUUCACCCCUUCCCCCCAGAUAGCCUAAUAAUAAGCACAUCGCACCUUGACUCGUCUCUGGAGGCUUUUUGAUCCCCGCCCCCUUCUCUAAGAAGAGGAGCUGGAUAUUCUGUUUCCUGGAGGAGGGAUGGAAUCCUAGAGGCAGUUGAUUCACCUGGACUUGGAAAUGCCCCUCCAUGGUACAGACAGCUGUCCAUGUUUCCUACUAUCACCCCUGGGCCUGGCACUAGCCAUGUAUGUGGGCACUUCUAGGGUGACCUGCUGGCAGGAGUGGGAGGAACCAGGACUUUGUGACUGGUCCUUGUUGUGACUCUCAGUCCAUCUUCCUCUGCUAGUUACUACAUGUUAAUUGAUAAGUGUGUUAACUGAUAAUUGAGACAGUAACUGAAAAUGCUGGUAUUGUGAUUCUCCCCUUUCCAGGCCUAUUUGCUGGUAUUUCUCAGGACCCUGGUCCUACCCUACCCCCUCAACCCUGCCCGUCUCUACAGACUCUCAGACCACACCUGGGAUAACAGGUGGUCCAGGCCUGCUCCUCUCUUUUUGUCACCAGUUCCGGGCUCCACCCCUGCCCUGUUCUGUGUUGUACCUGUAGGAAAGUCCCUCAGCCUGUCUGUUUUUCGGUUCCCAUUUGGAAGUUUAGAACCUGAGCACUCCAAGAUCUCUUAGGAGGACCAGCACAACAUUCUAAAAAGCCUGAGACACCUUGCAAAGAGAAAGCAUUUUUGUUACAAUUCCUAACCUGCUCAUCUGAGGAAGAGAGGAAAACAUUCAGAGAAUUUAUGCAGUCGUUUACCAAACACUUCCUGGGUUUCUGAGUGACCAAACCCUUAUCAAAUCAGGUCCCAUAGACCAGUCAGUGCCUGGGGGUCUUGGGCCACUCCUCCAGCUGAGAAUGGUCGUAGUUUUCUGCCCUGGCCCUCACUUCAGACCCCCCUCCCUCUUGCCCUGGCAAGAAUCCCUGAUUGGUUACUUUUCCCUAGUGAAUUUGGGAAAUGUGCCCACAUUUUAAUUUUGUGGCAUAAUCUUUCCCCCAUGUGCUGGGCAUUGGUGGGGCCAUGCACAGGCCCUGUGUGGGAGGACUUGUCACCCAGCCCUUGGUUUUUCAGGUGGCUGUCCCCCUGACUGGACUGAGAUGCAGUCACAGCUCUGGUGGUGUCAGUAGCCAGGGGGAGUUACCUCCUCUCUCUGGCCACUUGAUCUUCCUGGCUUCUUCCUUGAGCUGUAGCCAGGGUUAUGUACAGCCACCACCAGGAAACCAGUGACUGAGGGUCUGGACCCAAGGGUAGACCAGGCACGCUCCUAGAGACCUGUUACCCAGGAAGAAAGGAGCUAGUGGCCUGCUUAACCUGCUCCACAGCUGCUAUUUAGCCACCCUGUUUGCAAGAGGAGUUAAGGGGGUGUUUAUCUUCUAAAAACCAGACAUUUCCUGAUGCUCUAAAUUGAUUUAUUCAGUGUUACAGAGGAGAUGCUCACAUCCCUAUCUAUGGUCUGUCCUGAGAAGGGGAUAAGAGAAAAGAGGAAAAGGAGCCACUGUUUUAUAUUUUGCACCUGCUAUGUGCCUUGGCACUGGGUGACAGAGGUGCCUUCAUGUGUUAAUCCUGUGAAGCUGGUCUUUUUGCCAUAAUGAGUCAUAUCUAAGAUACUGCAACUCAUAAAAUGGACCAUUUUAUGUACCACUGGGGGGAAAAGGCUGCCAAUCUUAAUUGUAAGAAGCCACAACUAUACAGUUCAUUCUGGUCAGAGAUAAAGUGUGAAAAAACUGUGCUACUUAGAAUUGAUGAAAAAUGGUACCAUCUCCAUAUGGCAGAUAAGGGACCUGGGGUCCUAUCAGUGAAGUGACUCAACACACAACAGCAAGUGGGAGAGCUGGGAUUCAGGAGUAUCUGGUGCCAACUCUCAUGCCAUCUACUGCCUGGCCCUGAGUCCCAGAAAGCUUAGACUGAGUUUUCCUCCUUGAGACUCAUCUGGAGAAGCCUGGGUGCCUGUACCUGAGUGGAGGGUUCCACCCUCAGGCUGCACCACCUCCACUGCCCACACCCUGGAAGGACAAGUGUCCUUUCCUUUCAGGCUCGCUUUCUGCCCCCCUCCUGCUGGCAGAGCCAAGCUAUGUGAGAUCUUGACUUUAAGCCAAGCUGGGGGCCUUCAUUGACAUAGGGGAGCCUGUGUGGGACAAUUUUGGGAGGGGCCCAGGGCCUUGCCCUACCACCUUCCUGGUCCUUAUGCCCACUGACCCUUUAAGCAGAGCCCCUGGCCAGCUGAGCAUCCCUUCAUGUACCCAGCCCUCCUAUUUUCCAGACUCACUGCCCAUCAUGUGCCCUUCUGGGUCACAGCAGCCAGGCCUCCAGGGCUAGGACAGGAUAGACCAGGGGACACCUCAUUUUGGUCUUGUGCCUCUUCUUUAGGAGCGUCUUGGAAAACUGAGUGGUUUCUAAGUCAAAGCAAGUUCCUUUUUCUAGUGUGUCCUCAGAACAGGGUGUCUCCCAGGAUCCAGCCACGCCCUCACGGCAGCAGCAGCACUUCUCAGUCUGGCUGCGCCCACUGCUAUGCUCUGGACUCAGGUUGAGAAGUGAGACUAAAGAUAAAGGCUGCCUGGGCUCAUGGCCGGAGGAGGAUAGAUUGGUAAACUUUAUCGGAUCCCUCUGGUGUCAAGUCUGGGCUAACACGUAGGUACUUAGCCAAGGUUUGCUGAAUAAUCCAGAAGUCAGAUUAUGAAUGUUCAGGAGGUUGGUAAAACAGCACCACGUAUGCACACAAAGUCAUUCAACAAAUGCUUGCAGAGUGCCUGCUAGGUGUGGGGUGUUGGGAAGAUGGAGCAGAGGAAACUGUGCCCAGCCCUGAUGCAGCAGGUGGUGGCAUUAAGAGGGUAAUUCGCCUUUGGGGCAGAAUCCACUGGACCUUAUUUGCUAUUCUAUUGCCUUUGGUCCAUCUAGGUGAGAGCCUAGCAGCUGCUUUCCCAGCCCGAAGCCUCCUGCAUGCUUUGAAAAGCACUGCAUUAGACAUGGGGGACACCUUGCAGUCAGGGAGCUGCUACCAAAACAGCCUUAGGCAGAGGCCCCACAGGCUGAUCACCCUCAGGUGCUGCCAGGGGGCUGUGGGGAGAUGGCUACCUACCACUUUCUGUUCCUGGAAAUCAGUCCCCAAGUCCCCUCACCCACAAGUGAGGUAGUCCCAGUUGAGACUGGGGUGGCGUGAAGUCUUGGCAAAUGAGAGGCAAUAACCUCCCACCGCUGGAUCCUGUCCCUGUCCCAGGUCUGACAAAGGAACACCGGCUCAGGAACACAUGGCCUCCUGGCAUUUCUUGGUAUUUGUCUCACUGUCUUUAUCCAGGUCCCUAAUGAAACCACUUGUACAACAAUCUGUCUGUGCCUUAUGAAAGUGUGCACUUUUUAUCCUUUUUAAAAGCAACCUUUAAAAGUGGGCAGGGGACUAGCAUACAUGGUAGGGUUCUAGGAAUCUGAUAAUCACUGAAAUCCUCUUGGCAUUAUAUUUUUGAUGUUGGAGUGAUAAAGUGUACAUCCCUCACCCCAAACCCCACUAUCUGUGUACAGACCUUUUUAAACAUGCCUCCUCUUAUUAUUAUUUUUCUGAUUCAAUACUGUGACUUCUCCAGUACAGUCUAAUCUUUGGGGAUCUAUAAUAAAGGUUUUAAAACUAGGGGGAGUGGGCUGGGAAGGGUUUGCACUGGUCCUGUGUGUUGUGCUUUUGUUGUGUUGUGUGUUCUGAUUAUGUCUGUUUUUAUCUGUUUUAUAUUAAUGUAAUUUUCCUGUUUAAAAAAAAUACAACUUUGGCUUGUUAAAA
Nycticebus coucang (slow loris) is the source of this 6378-nucleotide messenger RNA. RefSeq names its product neuralized E3 ubiquitin protein ligase 1B (gene NEURL1B). The record is from RefSeq and is a predicted model, not a curated record. Gene Ontology annotation, molecular function: ubiquitin protein ligase activity. NCBI's taxonomy places the organism in Eukaryota, Metazoa, Chordata, Mammalia, Primates, Lorisidae. The coding region runs from base 158 to 1825 and encodes 555 amino acids. Gene Ontology annotation, cellular component: early endosome. Gene Ontology annotation, biological process: ubiquitin-dependent endocytosis. The transcript is spliced from 5 exons.